This is a messenger RNA of Dermacentor andersoni, 606 nucleotides long. The record is from RefSeq and is a predicted model, not a curated record. Lineage: Eukaryota; Metazoa; Arthropoda; Arachnida; Ixodida; Ixodidae.
GCCAGUCCUACAGCUUGAAGCUUAAAACAGGCCUGUCUUUCGAGUUAGCCACACUGGUGUACAACAUGACACAAAGCUAUCAGCACCAAGACGCUCUGGAUGUCGCAUUGCUAUACAGCGAGUGCAACCUCUUCUUUGCGACGAACUAUGACGUCGUGCCAUGUAAAAAUGUUUCACGCUUAACUCGUAGCCUAGUGCACCCGGACGUCGGCAUCGCAUCUGCGGAACUUCAGCCAUCUCUGAUUUUCAUCUUUGAGGACGAGGAUACUCUAGAGAAAAAGUGCAAGGACCUGGCAAGACCGUCGACCUACCUGCGGCCAAACAUGGCGAUACUCCUGCUGAACGUUCACCUCGGCGACUACUCCCUGAACGCAUGCGGCAAUGCCGACCCGCUGAGGGCCGACCCGUUUUGGCGCAUCCGCGUGGUGAAGAGGACGUUGAAUAUUACGUGACGUCCCGUCGAGGUGGUUGCGGUUUCUGCCCUGAGAAGUACAGACAUGCAACACUGGCCUUAGGCAGCAACACACCGGGCAUGUUUGGAAUUUUUUAUUAUAUUGUUAUAUAUUUAUCAUAUAUUAAUAAAUGAUUCGUUGUUGCAUCACCAUA